AUGAGUAUUAUUUUAAAGCAUCAUCUAAUAUUACCAAAUUUCAACCUUAAUGAAACUUUACCUUUCAAAAAUUAUAAAACUAACUCUAUUACAACUAUAAGAUCAUUAUAAAAGACUUAAACCACUUAAAAAAUGAGUCGUAAUAAACCAUAAUCAAUAAUAGAAAUGUAAGCAAAUAAAACAAAUUUUACUUUUCCUGUUAUUAGUAAACCUUCACCAAAAAAUAAAACUUAUAAAUAAAACUUAACAAUUAGAACAGAAUAAAGUAAUGAUAAAGCAAUCAAAGAUUACUUAGAUCAUUUGAAUACAUUAAGAUCUUAAAAAAAUACUUAAAAAUAAAAUAAUUUUAAGAAAGUAAGAACUGAAACUGAAAUCAUAUAAUAUGGAGAUAUUAAAUUUAAAAAUGUAAAAGAAAAUUCUACAAAAAAACCUCUUACUUUAGCAUCAAAUGUUAGAAAUCCUUAAUCUUAAUCAUAUAUCAAAUUUAGUUAAUAGAUCUUUUCACUUGUUUAUAGUUUAGAUAAUCUUAAAGUAUGAUCUUAUAAUUUUAUUUAAGAAAUAUAUUAACAAUGAAAGAAAACUGUUUUAAGUUAUUAAGUAACUUAUUGGAUUAAAAAAAAAUCUACGCAAAAUAAUACUAAAGUAAAAUGGGGAAGAAUUGGUAGAAUUCUCUGAAAUUAGUAAAUUAUGUUGUAUUAGAGAAAUAUAGUAUAUAAAUGGAGAAUAAAAAAUUGUAGAUAAAUUUGAUUUAUCUCUAUAUGAUGAUUUAGUAUAUUUAACACAAACAAUAGAUAAUCUUUUAUUAUCAAAUGAAAUUCAUUAAAUUAAUCGAAUUAGCGAUAAUGUAUUAAUUCUCAUAAAAUUCAUAUAGAUUUAAAAGGAAACUUAAUAAGUUCUUAAAAUCUAACAUUCUAUGA
Messenger RNA from Paramecium primaurelia, 917 nucleotides. The record is from the annotation of a GenBank genome assembly. NCBI's taxonomy places the organism in Eukaryota, Ciliophora, Oligohymenophorea, Peniculida, Parameciidae.